UGUGGUUUUGAACAGACCCUCCCUUCAUUUCUUCUUUACUUCUUCGCUGUCCAAGGAGCAUCCUUUCUUUCCGGUCCGCCGCGGCUAAGGAUUACGUUGCAUUCCCGUCGCGGCGUUAAUAUCUUUCCCCAUCUUCCAAAAUGAGGAUCUAUAAGGAUAUCAUUACCGGUGAUGAGAUGUUCUCAGACACCUACAAAUUCAAGCUGGUCGAUGAGGUCAUGUACGAAGUUACUGGCAAGCUGGUUCAACGUAAACAAGGCGACGUUGUGAUUGACGGUGCCAACCCCUCAGCUGAGGAGGCCGAUGAGGGUUCUGAUGAAGCUGUGGAAUCUGGAGUCGAUGUUGUCCUUAACCACAGGCUAACAGAAUGCUUCGCAUUUGGUGACAAGAAAUCCUACACCCUCUACCUCAAGGAUUACAUGAAGAAGCUGGUGGAGAAGCUUCAGGAGCGUGACCCCGAGCAGGUUGAUGUUUUCAAGAACAACAUUAACAAAUACAUGAAGGAUGUUCUUGGUAGAUUUAAGGAUCUCCAGUUCUUCACUGGUGAAUCUAUGGAUGUUGAUGGCAUGGUUGCUAUGGUUGAGUACCGUGACAUUGAUGGCGACAGUGUACCAGUCUGUAUGUUCUUCAAGCAUGGUUUGGAGGAGGAGAAGUUUUAAUUGUCGACUGCAGUUUAUUAUGUGUGUGACUAACCAAAUUCAAGUCAUGAAAUUUCUAAACAUGUCCUGUUAGCCCCUGUGGCUUUCUGCUUUUAUGAAGAAUUGAUUGUAAAUAAGUGUCAGACCAUUUUUUGUAUUUAUUUUUACUGGAGGAUGGGGAGAGACAUUGAUGCAGAUCAUUGUAUACAAGACCUGAGAUAGGUAUCCAAUUUUAGGAGAAAUAAAUUGUAACACCUUUUCUAUUUAUGUUGACUGGUUACUUCUUACCUCAUGAUUUGAGUUAACUAUGUGAAUGAAUUCUGAAUACAAUUUCUCCAAAGUCAA
This is a messenger RNA of Frankliniella occidentalis (western flower thrips), 983 nucleotides long. RefSeq names its product translationally-controlled tumor protein homolog (gene Tctp). The record is from RefSeq and is a predicted model, not a curated record. Gene Ontology annotation, molecular function: calcium ion binding. NCBI's taxonomy places the organism in Eukaryota, Metazoa, Arthropoda, Insecta, Thysanoptera, Thripidae. Gene Ontology annotation, cellular component: cytoplasm. The coding region runs from base 141 to 659 and encodes 172 amino acids. The transcript has 5 exons.